GUUUUGUUUGCAGAACAGAGUAAUUGAUUCAUAAUGUAGUAGUUUUUCAGUCAGUUUAUAAGAUGGCUGCCUUAAAAAUUUCAUUUUUAACAUUAUUCAUCAUAUUGCAGGUGUGCAAAAGUGAGCCUGCUCCUAAACCUCUUGAUGAAAUCAAUGUUCAUUUUCAUCUUGAUUAUGAGAGUUCAGAGUCUGCUGAAGGAAUAGAGAAAGCCAAAGCAGGCAAAGGGGCAAAUAGAGGAGAUUAUGACAUGACCCCUGAAAUGAUGAAAGAAAUAUGGGAUAAAGAAGAGAAAGCCAAAGCAGGCAAAGGUGCAAAUAGAGGAGAUUAUGACAUCACCCACGAUGAAAUGAUGAAAGAAAUCUGGGAUAAAGAAAAGAAAGCCAAAGCAGGGAAAGGUACAAAUAGAGGAGAUUAUCCUCUUUUUGAAGAAGACUAAACUUGGUCGCAAUAAAACAGUAUUUUCUAUCAGUUUUGUAAGUUUGUUAUUAAUUAAUAAAAAAUAACAUAAGAAAGAAAAAA
Messenger RNA from Eurytemora carolleeae, 520 nucleotides. RefSeq lists its product as uncharacterized. The record is from RefSeq and is a predicted model, not a curated record. Lineage: Eukaryota; Metazoa; Arthropoda; Copepoda; Calanoida; Temoridae. The transcript has 8 exons. The coding region runs from base 63 to 437 and encodes 124 amino acids.